AUGGCCAACCGAAAAGACAUAUUCCCUUUCUUCGAACUCCCUCGAGAAAUCCGCGACGAGAUCUACACAUUAUGCACAGCGACCUACGCUCUCUCCCAGAGCCCAUCCGCCAACGGUUUCCCUUCAAAACUCUUCAAAAUCACCGUCAACCACGCACCUCUCAAGGCCUUCCAACUAGUCAGCCGCCAAUUCCGCUUCGAGUACAUCCAGCGCACCUGGAAAGCCGCAGGCAUCAUCAUCCACGACCACUACGCCGCCCAAUCCCAGCUGCCCCUGCUCCCACAGUCCAUGAGUCGCUACCAUCUCCACGAGAUCCGAAUCAUCUACGCCACAGAGAACGACACGCGCCGGAAUACGACCUGGCUCAGGGAGCUGCUCAAUGCGGUCGGGUCGAGUAAUGUGGUGAUCAAGGCGUUCGUGGAGCGCAGUCAUUGGAUUAAGCCAGAUGUUCUACCGCAGUGCUACAGGAUUGGUUUGCGGGAGAUUUCUGAGAUUGGUGGUGUGGGCGGGAUUGAGGUUGUGACUCACGACACUUACCGCUUGCACUCCACUAUACCACCAAGGACAUGCUUCAACACCCUCGAAUUGCUAUCUGGACACCGACGAACACGGUACGGUUGGCAAAUCAACACUGCUACCGCGCGUACCAGCUCGUCAGCGCUGAUCGUCGACCGUCGACUACAACUCACAAAUCUCUACUCCGACACUAGCAUCAUGCAACCUGGCGACGGUACGGAGGUCGUCUCGAUCGUCCUCGCUGCCGCAUUGUCGAUCGUGAUCGGCUGGGCCAUCUACUCGCUCUUCUAUUCAGGUCAAGGCACGUGCAUCACCUCGAGUGCCGGCAACAAAGCAGCACCCAAGCGUGAGGAUAAGGACCCGAAGAACAUCUUUCCCUUCUUCAAGCUACCAGCCGAGCUGCGCGACGAGAUAUACACAUUGUCGACGGUCAAGAGGCAUGCCAAGCCCUCCAUCAUACCAAAUGAAGAGGAACCGACUACUUCGGACUUUCUGUAA
Messenger RNA from Fulvia fulva, 1014 nucleotides. RefSeq lists its product as uncharacterized. The record is from RefSeq and is a predicted model, not a curated record. The transcript has 2 exons. The coding region runs from base 1 to 1014 and encodes 337 amino acids. NCBI's taxonomy places the organism in Eukaryota, Fungi, Ascomycota, Dothideomycetes, Mycosphaerellales, Mycosphaerellaceae.